Messenger RNA from Angiostrongylus costaricensis, 1710 nucleotides. The record is from the annotation of a GenBank genome assembly. NCBI's taxonomy places the organism in Eukaryota, Metazoa, Nematoda, Chromadorea, Rhabditida, Metastrongylidae.
AUGACAUCAACUAUUAGCCAGAGAUGCUCCAGAGUGGAGCAGAAAGAAACGAGCGGCUUAGAGAACUUUCAAGAUCAUCGAGGAUGUAGUGAGGCGAACGAAGAACACCCGACUCCGUGCCAACCUUUCGAUUUAACGGUACUUCCUGCCCUAACGUAUGCGUCUGAAACCUGGUCGCUGCGUGAGCAGGAUAAAAGGUCACUCAGCGUUAUCGAACGCGCAGUCGGAAGGACGAUGGUAGGAGUAUCCUGUUUCUCACAAGUAAGGGACGAGAUCCGAGGCUCCGAUCUGCGUCUGCGAUCAAAAAUCAAAGAUGCCGUUCUGUACGCCAAACAAUCGAAGAUACGGAGGGCUGGACACGCAAUGCGUAUGAAAGACAACCGAUGGAAAAGAGCCGUUAGCGGCUGGAUUCUUCGUGAUGUCAAACGUACUGCAGGAAGAUCAUCGAGCACAUGGUCAGAGUUCUUCGCAAAGAGCCUCGCAGAAAGAUAUGAUGCCCAACUUCAAAUUAGUCCAUCAGAAAGCCCCUACAUUGCGAAGUUGUACCGAAAGCCAAGUAGUGAAGAGACCUUGGUUCAUCACCUCCCCUCACACUCCUCUCAUACGAGAAGAGCGCUUUUGAGAAACAUCUCUCGAAUAACCAACAGCGUGUGCACAAGAAGAGAGCAGAGGAAGGUGUCACAGAACUUCGCGUGGGAAAAAGGCAUUUUUAAUGGCUACGAAAGUAACGUUACGACCCUUGAAGAGAAAUCAAAAACACAAGCGCGCAGAACUCUCGAAGCAUUCAGGAUUAAUUCCGAGAAUCCGGAAAUCAACGGCAGGGAGGAACGCCUCAUAAUCACGCUUGACAUUGGGCAGUAUAAACCUCACUCCCCUGAUCCCGAAAUAGCCCUCAAUUUCGCAGCGUUGGGUAGAAAGAGUACGGAGAGACUGCUAAAAUAUCAGGACCAAUGGAAGCUGCCUGGAUUACAGAGAACUAUGGUGACGAUCUGUACCUACAAUGCACGUACACUUGCACCCGAGUCCUCGAUAGAAGACAUGCUCAUGCAAGCAAGAAGGAUAAGGCACGACGUCAUCGACCUGCUCGACACGAGAAGACGCCAGCCUUUCAACGCCGUCUGUGACACCGGAAAAGAACUGUUCCUAGGAAAACGCGGCAGUAGAGGAGUCUGGGGCGUCGGCGUUCUCAUCAACACGAGUUUGUCCAUCAACAUCGACUUGUUCGAACAACUAACAACCCGAAUCGGACGCUUACGAUUAAAAGCAUGUGGAUCAAUUCUGGCUUCGACAAUCUUCGUGGUUUACGUGCCGACAUCAAACAAUGAAGAAGGAGUAGUCGAAGCGUUCUAUAUGGACUUGGAGAAGUUCAACAGGGAAGACCACACAGUCUUCAAGACUAUCAAUGGAGAUUUCAACGCUAAGAUUGGACGAAGAAGGUCUGAAGUUACAUUGGAACCCACGGAUUUGAGUGGAACGAAAGGGGUGAGCGGCUAUCUGUGUUUAUCAUGGAGACCAAGACAAUUCAUGGUAACUCGCAAUUCCAGAACCCCCACUCUCAGCGCUGGAAGUGCGAGUCUCCCAAUGGAGAGUAUAGAGAACAUUCUCCACAAAUAUUGGAAUGUUCUCUAUGUAGAACAAUUACAACCUUAUGCCUUCUACAACACCUAUCUAUUCGUAAUCGUCAUACAUCUAUCCUUGCACAUUCGGUAA